Messenger RNA from Fomitiporia mediterranea MF3/22, 554 nucleotides. RefSeq names its product Erg28-like protein. The record is from RefSeq and is a predicted model, not a curated record. Lineage: Eukaryota; Fungi; Basidiomycota; Agaricomycetes; Hymenochaetales; Hymenochaetaceae. Gene Ontology annotation, molecular function: protein-macromolecule adaptor activity. The transcript has 5 exons. Gene Ontology annotation, cellular component: membrane; endoplasmic reticulum. The coding region runs from base 26 to 448 and encodes 140 amino acids.
CUUGGGUGGUCAAAACACCUAGGUCAUGCCUUUCUUGGACUUGCUUCCUCAGACCCCUGGCUUGCUGCCUAAGUGGCAGCUGUUCGUGUCGACUGUAGCUCUGUACAACACUGUGCAAUGUUUCUGCACUUCAAAACUCACGCGGAGGGUGUAUAACAAUGCUCCCGUAGUGACGGACCUGCAAGUACGGACGUUUGGUGUUUGGACAAUUACCUCCGCAGUCGUUCGAUUUUACGCGGCGUACCAUAUCACGGAGAAAGCCGUGUAUGAUCUAGCUUUGUUCACAUACCUGAUCGCCUUUGGACACUUUUCUUCGGAACUGCUGAUCUUCCGUACAGCGAAGAUUAAUCCCGGAAUCAUGAGCACUUUCGUCUUUGCUUCUUUGUCUCUCGUAUGGAUGUUGGUCCAAUACGAUUAUUAUGUCGGACCACCCGCCUAUACUCCGUGAUAGGAAUUGCAUUAGUACACCUAUAUCUACAUGUUCUUGGAUUAUACUGUGUCUUCACCUGUGUUUUGUCGACACAUCUGCCUAAUACCCAAACGAUCGUCUUGAC